Molecule: messenger RNA, 777 nt
Organism: Mangifera indica (mango)
Lineage: Eukaryota; Viridiplantae; Streptophyta; Magnoliopsida; Sapindales; Anacardiaceae
Product: ethylene-responsive transcription factor ERF010-like
Exons: 1
Coding region: 129-599 (156 amino acids)
Biological process (GO): regulation of DNA-templated transcription
Molecular function (GO): DNA binding; DNA-binding transcription factor activity
Source: RefSeq, a predicted model, not a curated record
UUCGACAGACUAGCAGCCAAGUGGGAAAAUAAUGCCUAUAUAUAUAUUUAUAUAUCAUGUCAUGAGCCUCAAUCUAAAUAUAGUUUUCAGAAACGACAAGAAUUUGAAUUAACAUCUUUCAGUUGUUUAUGGUGGAAGGAGAAUUUUGUUCAGCAAAGGCUCGUAGUUGUAGACGAAACAUGAGCGCAGAGAAGCGGAAGCAAGGGAGCCAAGAAGAGAGAAGGCGAUACAAAGGGAUAAGGAUGAGAAAGUGGGGGAAGUGGGUGGCUGAAAUUAGAGAACCAAACAAGAGAUCUAGAAUAUGGCUUGGUUCUUACACCACUCCGGUAGCAGCAGCACGAGCCUACGACACUGCUGUCUUCUAUCUUCGAGGCCCUUCUGCUCGUCUUAAUUUCCCUGAAUUGAUUUUCCAAGAUGAUGAUCUUCGAGACAUGUCUGCCGCCUCUAUACGCAAGAAAGCUACAGAAGUUGGAGCUAGGGUUGAUGCCUUACAAACUGCUCUGCAAAAAUCACAAUCAGAAUCCAAUUCUACCACUCGCUUAUCCGAGAAGCCUGAUUUAAACAAGUAUCCCAACCCAGAAAGUUCUGAUGAAGAUUGAAAUAUACAACAUACCAGUACUGUUAGUUGUAACAUGAUAGAUGCUAAACGAGGAUAGAGUUAGUAAGAAGUCAAUGUCUUAAUUAAAUUUAAUGUCUUCUAGUUGUUUUGUUUUCUGUUAUGUGUUUAAUAUUGAAGUUGAAGAAAUAGUAACAACUUAGAUUGGGUAGGCAUGGAAA